AUGAGACAACUUCGAGCAUGGAAGUGCCUUUCUAAAGCAAUAAGUGCCGAUCCCGAUGAUAUCGACCUAAGAUCCCUUCAUGCAUUAUUUUAUGAUGAACUUGGAGAUCAUCAAAGAGUCGCCGAGUCCUAUGAACAAAUAGUUCGAAUCGUCCUAAGGAU
Molecule: messenger RNA, 161 nt
Organism: Dovyalis caffra
Lineage: Eukaryota; Viridiplantae; Streptophyta; Magnoliopsida; Malpighiales; Salicaceae
Source: the annotation of a GenBank genome assembly